Sceloporus undulatus (fence lizard) is the source of this 5244-nucleotide messenger RNA. RefSeq names its product fibroblast growth factor receptor 2 (gene FGFR2). The transcript is spliced from 18 exons. Gene Ontology annotation, biological process: protein phosphorylation; fibroblast growth factor receptor signaling pathway; positive regulation of kinase activity. Bases 1065 to 3581 code for a protein of 838 amino acids. Lineage: Eukaryota; Metazoa; Chordata; Lepidosauria; Squamata; Phrynosomatidae. Gene Ontology annotation, cellular component: signaling receptor complex; membrane. Gene Ontology annotation, molecular function: ATP binding; fibroblast growth factor binding; interleukin-1 receptor activity. The record is from RefSeq and is a predicted model, not a curated record.
GGUGUGUAUUUUUUGCCUGCUAGUUUUGAGAGGCCGCUUGGAGGCGUUUUCUCCUGAGGUGGACUAGAGAGAGAGAGAGAGAAAGAAAGAGGGAGGGAAAAGAAAGAGGGGGGAAAGCCCUUUGGCUGCUGCUGCUGCUGCUGCUUCCCUCCUGGAGGCAUCUUUUCUCCUCAGCGCCUGCUUUCGGAGUUCAACUAUUGCUGAACUGCUGUGAUUGGCAGAGGAACUGUCCAGGAAAUGGCUCCGGUUUCAACUUGGGGGGAGUGACCAGGGAAAAAGGAGGAGAGAGAAAGAAAGGGAGAGAGAGAGAGAGAGAGAGAAGGAGGGAGAGAAAGACUUUUGUGGGGAGGGUCUGGAGAGUUGAUAAAAAGCUUUUCGCCUUUCCUGGCCCCAGGGCUGCUCCUCCUGACCCUCCUCUCUCUUGGAGGAAAGUGAGCCCCUUCUGUCUGGGAAAUUGGGACUUUGGAGACUUUUCUCUCCUCAAGACCUGGCUUCUGGGGAGUGAAGAGGAAGGGAAGGAAAACCCCAAAAGAGUCCAAAAGUUGGUGACAAGACUUGGGCUCUUUCUUCGUCUUCUUCAUUCUUUGGCCCCUUUUGGAAGAGAGGAGGAGGAGGACUUUGGGGAGCUCAGCCCCUUUUUCCCUUUCAGGAAAGAAAGCAACGUCGAGCAAAGGCGAGGAAAGUGGGGACGAGGGAGAGGAGGCGAGGAGCUCCAAGGCCAGGAUGAUGGGGCUGCCCGGCUUCUGCCCUCGCCCUCCCUCUCGGUCGGGGCUGCAAGGGCUUUGGAGGAUGCCAUAGCGCAGGAGGCUCUUGGGGCGAAAAGAAGGGGUGGCCUUUCUUUGUUUGUUUGUGGGGGACCCUUUUGUGAGGAAGGAGCCUUGUCUUUCUGGCUUGGCUCCAUCCCUUCGUCCACUGAGGAGGAGAAGAAGAAGAAGAAGAAGGAGAAGGAGUCCCAGACUCAGCGCCUUUGCUGACCAGGAGAAUUUGCUACAACUGGGAGUAAGACAAUACCUCUCAAGGCUGAAGGUGCUACUUUCAGUCCAUGCUUGUGUAGCAGUGUUCAGAUGGGAUUAAAGUCCACAUGGAGGAAUGGAAGAGGACCAGGCACUGGCACUGAGAAGAUGGUCAGUUGGGAUUCAUGUUGCCUUAUCUGCCUGGUGGUGAUCACCAUGGCUGGAUUUUCAUUGGCUCGGCCUUCAUACAAUUUAGUUGGUGAAGACACCACUUUGGAACCUGAAGAGCCACCAACCAAAUAUCAAAUCUCUCAGCCUGAGGCACACACUGCACUUCCAGGAGAAACUCUGAAGUUGCACUGUCAACUAAAAGAUGCCACCAUGGUUACUUGGACUAAAGAUGGAGUCCAUUUGGUGCCUAACAAUAGAACAGUCGUUACUGGGGAAUACUUGUGGAUUAAAGACACUACUCCCAGAGAUUCAGGCCUUUAUGCUUGCACUGUAGACAGUGAUACACUCUACUUCAUUACCAAUAUUACAGAUGUUCUUUCAUCUGGAGAUGAUGAAGACGACAAUGAUGGCUCUGAGGAUUUUGUGAAUGACAACAACUCAGUCAAAGGACCUAAAUGGACCCAAACUGAAAAAAUGGAGAAGCGUUUACAUGCAGUCCCAGCAGCUAACACUGUAAAGUUCCGUUGUCCAGCUACAGGAAACCCUGAGCCAACCAUGAGGUGGUUAAAAAAUGGGAAGGAAUUUAAGCAAGAGCAUCGCAUUGGUGGAUACAGGAUGCGCCUUCAGCACUGGAGUCUUAUAAUGGAGAGUGUAGUCCCAUCUGACAAAGGAAAUUAUACUUGUAUUGUGGAGAACAUACAUGGAUCCAUCAAUCACACAUAUCAUCUUGAUGUUGUUGAACGAUCUCCACACCGCCCUAUCCUACAAGCUGGCCUACCAGCAAACACCUCUACAGUUGUUGGGGGUGAAGCAAAGUUUGUCUGCAAGGUCUACAGUGAUGCUCAGCCUCACAUCCAGUGGAUAAAACACGUAGAAAAGAAUGGAAGUAAAUAUGGGCCAGAUGGAUUACCAUAUCUAGAAGUUUUAAAGACUGCCGGUGUUAAUACCACGGACAAAGAGAUUGAGGUUCUCCAUAUACAGAAUGUAACUUUUGAGGAUGCUGGGGAGUAUACAUGCUUGGCGGGUAAUUCUAUUGGGAUAUCCUUUCACUCUGCAUGGUUGACAGUUCUGCCAGCUCCCAUAGAAGACAGACCAUACCCAGCAUCCCCAGACUACCUGGAAAUAGCCAUUUACUGCAUAGGGGUCUUCUUUAUUGUCUGCAUGAUAAUAACAGUAGUCAUGUGCCGCAUGAGACCUACCACCAAGAAGUCGGACUUCAGUAGCCAGCCUGCUGUCCACAAGCUGACUAAACGCAUUCCACUGCGCAGACAGGUAACAGUGUCUGCAGACUCUAGUUCAUCCAUGAACUCCAACACACCGUUGGUGAGGAUAACCACUCGCCUCUCCUCUAAUACAGAUGCACCAAUGUUGGCAGGAGUCUCAGAGUACGAACUCCCAGAAGAUCCCAAAUGGGAGUUUCCGAGAGAUAAGCUGACUUUGGGAAAGCCUCUCGGGGAAGGAUGCUUUGGUCAAGUUGUCAUGGCAGAAGCGGUGGGAAUUGACAAAGACAGGCCUAAAGAAGCUGUUACUGUGGCGGUGAAAAUGUUGAAAGAUGAUGCUACAGAAAAAGACCUGUCUGACCUGGUGUCUGAAAUGGAGAUGAUGAAAAUGAUUGGCAAACACAAAAAUAUCAUUAAUCUCCUUGGUGCCUGUACUCAAGAUGGACCACUGUAUGUGCUUGUUGAAUAUGCUUCCAAAGGAAAUUUGCGAGAGUACCUGCGAGCAAGGCGACCACCAGGAAUGGAAUAUUCAUUUGAUAUUAACCGGGUACCUGAAGAGCAGAUGACGUUCAAAGAUUUAGUCUCAUGUACAUACCAGUUAGCAAGAGGCAUGGAAUACUUAGCAUCACAAAAAUGCAUCCAUCGAGACUUAGCAGCGAGGAAUGUUUUGGUGACUGAAAAUAAUGUCAUGAAAAUCGCUGACUUUGGGUUGGCAAGAGACAUCAACAAUAUAGAUUAUUAUAAAAAGACUACUAAUGGUCGGCUGCCUGUAAAGUGGAUGGCACCAGAAGCUCUGUUUGACAGAGUUUACACACAUCAAAGUGAUGUAUGGUCAUUUGGUGUGCUCAUGUGGGAGAUCUUCACUUUAGGAGGGUCUCCAUAUCCAGGAAUUCCAGUGGAAGAGCUUUUCAAGCUGCUUAAAGAAGGUCACAGAAUGGACAAACCUGCCAAUUGCACCAAUGAACUCUACAUGAUGAUGAGAGAUUGUUGGCAUGCAGUGCCUUCACAGAGACCUACUUUUAAGCAGCUUGUGGAAGAUUUAGAUCGGAUCCUCACUCUUACAACAAAUGAGGAGUACCUAGAUCUCAGUGGACCACUGGAACAGUAUUCACCUAGCUAUCCAGAUACAAGAAGCUCCUGUUCUUCGGGGGAUGACUCUGUUUUUUCUCCUGAUCCAAUGCCUUAUGAACCUUGCCUCCCUAAGUACCAACAUAUAAAUGGCAGUGUUAAAACAUGAAAAGAAUUCCCCAUUAUUCCACAGAGGAAUGAGGAAACAAGAAUGUCUACCUACCAUGCAAAAAAGAGACCCUUUCUUCAGAAACAUAAUAUUUUUGUUUGUACAUAUGAAAUGUAGGGACCAACAGAAAGCAACAACAGCAACAACAAAUUGGCAAGAAUAUGUUCUGUUUAUUUUGGAAAAUUGUACUUUGGAAUGCUAAACAAUAUUCAGAAGAAGAAUUUUAUGGGCCACAGAUGGACACAAGUUGCCAGCUCAGUUUUUGAGCCCAUAAAAUGCAAUACCCUUUCAACUGUCAAAGAACCAGUUGAGUUGGACUUGAGGUAAACACUGGGUCAGCCUUCCUUGUUUAUUUUGUAAUAUUUGGAGAAAAUAUAUGUUGACACACACUUACAGAGCACAAAUGCAGUAUAUAAGUGCUGGAUGUAUGUAAAUAUAAUCAAAUAUGUAUAAAUAUAUAUAUAUUAUAUAUUUACAAUGAAUUAUUUUUUGUAUUGAUUUAAAAAUGGAUGUCCCACUUCACCAAGGAAAUUAAUCUCCUUCUUUUAAAAUGGAAACAGCUACUUAUAAUUGCUGUUCAUACAUAAGACUCUUUUUUAAAAAAAUCACCAUCCAAAGGUGAUCAAUACUUUGCUUUCAGGGAAAAUGGUAUCUCAUUAAUUUAUUAAUUAAUUGGUAAUGUACAAAACAAUUAAUCUUUUAUAGGGAUGUGUUAUGUUGUAAUUUAAAUGGCAUUUCUAUGCAGGCAGCACAGAGAACAAGUAGAUAUAUUGCUCAAACUUUACUAGUUUUUUUUUUAAAGAGAAAUAUUUACGGUAUAUAACUAAUGUUGGGAAUUAAGGUUUUGAUUAAUUGGGGUCUUUAAAGUGAGAGGCUAUUGCUCUAACUAAAACCUAAACUCUCCUAAACAAUAAAGGGUGCUCUUUAACAAGGAAGCCCUUUGCUCUCUCUAUCUUCUGUUAGUCAGUGCACAUUACCGUACCUGAAGAGUUGGUGAUGGAGGUAACUAAGGACAAUUUGGGGCAAUUCUAGUCUGUUUUGACAGGCAUUUUCAGUGGGUUGAGCCCAAACUGUAAGGCAAAAUAAUGAAUUUUAGAUGUUCCUGAAAUAAAUAUUCUGAUUUUCCUGAACAACGCUAUAGUUUCAGAAUUCCCAAUUCCAGAUUUUGUACAUGCAUUGAAUCAGACACUCUUUUUACUGAGUUUCUAAUGCUGCUUUCCAUAUAUUUUGAUUGAACAAUAAAUUUUGAAGAUGUUCUCAUAUUUUUACUCCAUUAAUGAGAGAGCCAUAAUUGUCAUAGUGGCAAUUAUAGAAAUUUGUGUUGGAAUCCCAUCAUGAGUCUAAGGGGUUAUUUUAUUCUUGCUCCAUUUGAGCUUUCCAAACCAUUCCCAUAAGCCCUGGGACCAGGCCAAAUAUAUGACUGAAUUUUUAUAACUUGUCUUUCAGAACUUAAAAGCAUCAUGUGUUCACAUUCAGAGCACCUUUCACACUGGUGUAGCCAUGCAAUAUGAAUGCAAUUCAUGUGGACUUUACAUAUUUAAAAAAGAGGAGAGGAGAUAAAAAGUAUUAAUAUCUGUUAAUUUUUGUACUGACAAUAAAAAUCUUUCUACAGAUAUUAAUGUUAACAUUGCAAAAUAAAUGUCAUGGAUCUUAUUUUCUUUAA